Menidia menidia (Atlantic silverside) is the source of this 3083-nucleotide messenger RNA. Lineage: Eukaryota; Metazoa; Chordata; Actinopteri; Atheriniformes; Atherinopsidae. The record is from the annotation of a GenBank genome assembly.
CGACGCGGUUUACAUCACCUGGGUGUAACAGGUGCCUUCCGGUGAUUUAAAAAAAAAAAAUUUAGGCUGUCGACGCCCACGCACUCCUACGUUUCUUAUCUUCUCUCAGCCGUGUGGGCGGAGCCUGAGUUUUUGCUGGAAAAGUCCUCGUCCGGGUGGAGUGGAGCCAGAGCAGCGACGGCCACAUCGCAGGAGGAUACACACACCUGUUGAAUAGCAGCGGUUUAAACUAGUUACAUUUUUAUUUAUUAUUCGGAGCUUUCUUCUCGGAGACGCUUAGACCGUUUCCCCUUCAAAAUGACGGACACCCUGUUUCCUAACGGCAUUAAAGACGGCGGAGGAGAGGGUAACUAUUUUAAAAAGGGUUGCAACCCGUUUGCACAGACUGGCCGAAGCAAACUGCAGAAUAAGCGAGCCAGUUUGAACCAGCAGAUCAUCAAGCAGAUGAGGUUGAGGGCCGGAGCUGAGAAUUUGCUGAAGGCUACAUCCAACAACAAAGUGAAAGAGAUGGUGCUUUUGGAGUUGAGCUACGUAAACUCCAACCUGCAGCUGCUGAUGGGACAGCUGGAAGGACUCAACAGCUCAGUGGAGGUCUACCAGAGCGCACAGGAAACAACCAACAUUCCCUUGAUUGCUCUGGGUCUAAAGGAGACAAAGGAAGUGGACUUCUCUGCCCCGUUCAAGGACUUUAUCUUGGAGCACUACAGUGAAGAUGGAACCAGUUUUGAAGAUGAGAUUGCGGAUUUGAUGGACCUGCGACAGGCAUGCAGAACUCCGAGCAGAAACGAUUCUGGGGUUGAACUCCUGGCUAAAUACUUCAGCCAUCUCCCUCUGAUUGAGAGCCGAUUCUUCUCACCAACUCGCCAGACUGGCAUCUUUUUUACGUGGUAUGAUUCCUUCACAGGAGUUCCAGUAUGCCAGCAGAAUCUGUCUCUGGAGAAGGCCAGCGUCCUCUUCAACAUGGCUGCCCUGUUCACCCAGAUUGGCACUCGCAGUGACCGACAGACGAUAGUUGGCCUGGAAGAGGCCAUCUCUUCCUUUCAGAAAGCAGCAGGUAUCCUGAACUACCUUAAAGAGACUUUUACCCACACCCCAAGCUACGACAUGGGUCCAGCUAUGCUCAGCAUGCUGAUUCGGCUGAUGCUUGCUCAAGCACAAGAGUGCCUGUUUGAGAAGACUGCGCUGCCUGGUAUCCGAAACCAGUUCUACUCUCUAAUGAAAAUGGCCCAGGAGGCUGCAAAGGUCUCAGAAAUUUAUGACCAGGUCCAUCAGUCCAUGAUCCAGACGCCAAUCAAAGACAAUGUGCCGUUAUUCUGGUCCACGAUGUCACAAGUCAAAACCAACCACUAUCGCUCCAUGGCACAUUACUUUGUGGCCUCAGCGCUGCUGGACCAUGAAUUGGGUCCCAGUGAUGAUGAGGACCAGCAGGAGAAGACAUUAUCCCAGGUGUAUGACCAGCUCCCUGAGGGAUGCUCUCCUCUGGACAUCCUGAAGAAGGAUGAUGAACGUCAGCGCAUUGGUAAAGCUCACAUUCGCAGGGCCAUCCUUGGUCACGAGGAGGCUCUGAGGAUUUAUGGUCUGUGCCACCAUUUAAAGAAGCUCGAGGUCCUGCAGGACAUUUUAAAAGCCAGCCACCAGCGCUCGCUCAACAAGUACAGCGAGGUUGAGAACGAGGAGGAGUUCACGGACUACCUUGAAGCUCCAGACAUCAUGCCUAAAACAGAGUACAAAGCAGAGAUGGAAGUCCCCAACACCACAAAGGUGAAAGUCAUCGACUUUUUCCAGAGGCUGGGCCCUCUGUCGUUCUUCUCAGCGAAGCAGAGGUGGACAGCCCCGCGGACAGUAAGGCUUUGCCCAGAGGACAGAGACCUGGGAUUUACCCUGAAAGGAGAACAGCCGGUCCAGGUGGUUUCAUUGGAUCCCAUGUGUCCAGCUGCAGUUGACGGUCUGAAAGAGGGGGACUGCAUUGUGGCUGUGGGUGACACUGACUGCAAAUGGAUGGGUGUAAGCGAAGUGAUGCGACUUCUGAAGGAUGUGGACGAAGAGGGGAUCGACAUCCGGGUGAUCAGCAUAAUGGAUAGCAACCCUGCCAUGCCAACCAAGAGUGCCACCUUCUGCGGGAACCUGCCUAAGACCUACUCCAUGAUUUGCCUGGCCUACGACGAUGACGAAAAGCAUUCCAAGUCCCGCAAAGUGACCAAGAAGUCGUCAUUCCUCAGCUGGGGUCUGAAGAACAAGACGAGGAGUGCGAGCACCCUCAGCCUUCCCACGGCAGACCAGUCUGGCUCUUUUUCAUGGAACAAACCCUGUCCCACCUUCCCCAGCACCAGCGCGUACAACAACGACGGCGCUCUCUACUGAGCUAACCGCAAACGGUGUGCAGUGUUCAUACAAAGCCUAGUAUGACCACGCCCAAUACUUUUCUGACACCGUGCUGGACAUGCUAUCAGUGCCCCUUGGUGUUUCCACUGGAAUACUUAGCAGUAAUGUAUGUAGCUUGUAGUCAGCAGCAUAACAGCGACAUAAUUGCCAGAUGCUACGAAAGGUGUCUGUGCCAAAUACUGUACACGGGUGCCUGUAUUGUUACUUACAACACUUUUUUCCCCCUGCACAUUCCUAAUUUUGAGGCGAAAGGACUAACGUCAAACAUUAUGGAGCGCAAUCUUUGUAAUGCCAUAUGUGCACAGCGCAGUUCAACUGCAGGGUGGGAAAACACACCAGUUCAUUCCACUCUCUGUCUAUUUAUACUCUCACACACAGCACCGAGACAGCGUUCUGGCUCACACUAUCAUCUCAGUAUUUAUUUCUAGAGGGAAAAAAAAAGGCUCCAGAUGAAUUGAAAGGGGAAAACAAAGUUGAACACGCCCUGUGCUGGUUUCGAUUGGAGUGCAAAGAACUAGUUAUAUUCCGGUGCACACAGUCUUCGUUGUGUUUUGAAGUAGCAGGGCACUACAGCUUGUAAUCUGUGUACCUGCUCAGUACAUGUACAUAGCACACUGUAUGUUAAGGAUACUGUCCACACAAUUUUCGUCACUGGGGAUUAAAGGUGUGUAAACUUUUAAAGAGGAUAUUUACAUUCAAUA